GUACAAUAAGCAUGGCUGAUGAUAGAGAAAAUAAUCUGGAGUUCGUUCAAGAAAACAACAAAACGUAUAAUUUGCAUGAUUUGUUGUCUUCUGAUGCCAUGUUGAUUGGGAAGGGCAAUCUAGGAAAUACUUACAAGGUUUUCUUGAAGAUUGGUGAAGUUGUGGUUGUCAAGAGAUUGAGAGGACAAUUUGUUUAUGGAAUAAGCAAAGAAAAUCUUCAAGAACUAGGAGAAGUUUCUCAUGAAAAUUUGUUGCCUUUUAAAGCAUACAUGUUUUCAAAGCAUGAACACCUUCUUGUUUAUGAUUACAUGCCCUUUGGUAGUUUGUAUUCUCUUUUACAUGGAGGUAAAGGUAAUAUGGUUUUGGAUUGGGAAACUCGAAUGAAGGUUGCUUAUGGUGUAGCUCGUGGUAUCGAGCAUAUCCAUGGACGAGGUCGUGGUGUUUGUCAUGGAAACAUAAGAUCAUCGAAUGUAUUCUUAAAUGAAUCCUAUGUUGCCCAGAUAUCUGAAUUUGGAAUAUCUCAGUUAUUUAGUAAAGUGGGGUUGUCAUCUGAAUACUCUGCACCAGAAGUAGUCAAACGUGCAAACCAACAACGCGAUGUUUAUAGUUUCGGGGUUUUGGUUCUUGAACUUUGUACGGGUAAGGAUUUGGUUAGAGAAGAAGAGGGAUUUAGCCUUGCGAAAUGGGUGAGAUUGAUGUUCCAAGAAAAGGAAAUGAUAGAUGUUUUUGAUGAGAGGCUUCGUGUGUACAAGAAGGAAAAGAUUCGGGUGCAAAUGGUGCAAAUGUUAGAACUUGCGAUAUGUUGCACUUUUGAGAAUCCUAAGAAGAGACCGUUAAUUUCAGUAGUCGUUAAACGGAUAGAUGAGGUUUUGUGUCUCCGUACAUAUUGCUCCCAAAAAUCUCGAAAUGUUUUAAAUUUAAAUUAACAAUUUUAUACAUGA
This is a messenger RNA of Lactuca virosa, 941 nucleotides long. The record is from the annotation of a GenBank genome assembly. Lineage: Eukaryota; Viridiplantae; Streptophyta; Magnoliopsida; Asterales; Asteraceae.